AAAAACUGCCAUAAACAAAGAAGGAAAAAAAAACUGUCUGUUUUCAUUCAGUGACAUGAUUAGCACACUCAAUGCUGUGGAACUGUCUCUAUCUGCCAGGGAGUAGAUGAUUUAUCUCUAUAGCAACACACCUCUCCACCAAUGGUGCAAAAAGCGCAGCAGCAAAGCAGAAUCGCUAUAUGGGGGGGAGGGGGGAGAGGAGGAGAAGAAUUGCACUGAGGCUUUUUAUCUUACAUGUGACAAGAUCACAAGCCAGGCAGGUUUGGGAGGGAUGUUACGUAUUCCACUUCUAACAAGUCUGCCUCAUACUACAAGAUAGUUCAUGGAAAAAUUUAAAAAACAGGCGGCUAUAUGCUGCUGUUAGAGGGGCAUUAGAAAUCAUUAGAUAUAAAAACAAACCUCUUAUGCAACUUUCAGAAUCUGACUUCAAAUUAACUGUAAGAAAAUGUGUUUACUAUCCUCUAACUAUCAUUGCAUCCAAGAGAGGACAGAAGGAAAUACCCCAUUUCCCCCCUGAUGUAAAAAUUAAGGUGGCAUAAGAAGCUUCUGUGUUUCAGAGGGCUUCCCCCCCCACCCCUGCACACCACUGAAGUAAACAGCAUUCAAGUUAAACCAAAGCAAAAAGGCUCUUAAAAAUGUUGCCUUUCCCGGUUAUGUUUAUGGAAGCAAGAUGAUAUGAAUGUGGAAAGAACUGCAUACAGAAGCCAACCAUUUUGCACCAAUGAAGACUGGCAGCAUGAAAAAGAGAACAGUGGGAUGGACGCUGACCUGCCAGAGAGCUAGAAACAGCUAUGGUGUGUUUACAACCAUGCCGGCUACCAAUCAGGGGUGGCCUGAAGAGUUUGGGUUUAAAAUAAGUGGAAAUGGUCCUUGCUACAUCCUUGCAGUAGAAGAAGGCAGCAGCGCUUAUGUAGCUGGUCUUCAGCCAGGAGACCAGAUCUUGGAGAUAGAAGGCCAGCAUGUUUCCGCCAUGAACUGCGAGACUCUCAUCAACCUGGCGAGGCAGUGUGAGAAUGUGCCUCCCAGCAUUGGAGUGGUCUCACGCAUCCAGCAGAUGGAUAUCAAUCCUGGCCCGGAUGGAAAGUUUGGUUUCAGCCUGAUGUGUAGCAGUGGCAACUCCCUGCAAGUGGAGAGCGUAGCCCCAGAUUCACCUGCUUCUGAGUGUGGAAUGAAACCGGGAGACUACAUGCUGGAAGUCAACGGGAUCCCAGUGAAGCUUUAUGAAGCAGCAGCUGCCAUGAUCAGCUCCUGCCAAGGGAAGGCUCUGAGACUGGGGCUGCUGCGGCUUGGGCGGGUGCAGAGAUGGACCAGCAGCAGUGUACGGGGAUUCGUCCAAAACGCCGACGCCAUCCACCAAGAGAGAAAACAGAAGGCUCAGGAAUUCAACAAGAAGGCUGACGAAAUUCUCGGAGAUCAGCCAGAGGUAAAAGAGAAAGUUUUCACCAUCUUGAAACAGUAUGCGGCAGAGAGGAAGGUGGAAUACUUGGCUUACACCCUUUCCAUGAUUCUCACCAAAGAAUCCCAUCAACUUCUCAUUGACAAUAUCAGGAUCUUCAUCCCCAAGAAACACCGGCAGCGCUUUGACGAGGUGGUGUCCCAGAGCCUGAUCAGCAAACUCUGCCGGUCAAAGAGCGAGCAGCACACCAACCGGCUGAGGCGCAGCCGCAGCGAAGACCACCAGGAGCGGCUGCUAGUGUCGACCAGGGCAAGCUCAGUGCCUCGGAGCCACGAGGAGCCAGCAAGGGUUUGCGGAAAAACAACUUCUCUGAUCACCAGCAGUGUGGGAUCAGGGGCUGCCCGCAGAACCGUUCGAGUUUACAAAGGCAGCAAAAGCUUUGGCUUCACGUUACGUGGACAUGCCCCCGUGUGGAUUGAGUCCAUUUUGCCUGGCAGCCCAGCUGAGAAGGCUGCUCUCAAAGCUGGGGACCGAAUCUUAUUUCUCAAUGGGCUGGAUAUGAGGAAUUGCUCCCAUGAUAAGGUGGUGUCCAUGCUGCAGGGCAGUGGGGCAAUGCCUACCCUGGUUGUGGAAGAAGGGAUGGUCCAUUUUCCAGUUGAUUCUGAGUCUGCUGACUCCCCGAACCCCUCCUCAGCCCUCACCUCCCUGCAGUGGGUGGCAGAGAUACUCCCCUCUAGCAUCAAGAUCCAAGGAAGGACCUUCAAUCAGCAGCUGGAACGUCUGUUGACACCACCUGAGCGCUACAUCAUCUGCAAAUCACUAGAAGGUUUCUUCCAGCAUCGGAACAUCGAUACUCUCAUAGUGGAUGUGUACCCCGUGCUGGACACACCAGUCAAGCAGGUCAUUUGGCAGUUUAUCUACCAGCUAUUGACAUACGAAGAGCAGGAGCACUGCCAGCAAAAGAUUGCCAGGUUCCUUGGUUACAAGUCAGUGGCAGCUGCAGCAGAGCCAGAGGCAGAGGAACGGCCCCGGACUUCGGUUCGAGGGGCCUCAGGAUGUCGGGGAAGCAUUCGAACGCGAGGCCUUGAGGAAGGUGGGACAGGAGGUCACAGCGACACCGGGGAAGUAUCAAUUCGACUGACGCCUGGAGAGAGGCAAGCGGGUGAUGGCACAUCCCUUCCAGAGACUCCCAACCCCAAAAUGAUGUCAGCUGUCUAUGCAGAGUUAGAAAAUCGCCUGAUCAGCAGCUUUGCAGGAAAGAUGGCUAAUGCCCCCCCACACAGAGAUUCACCUCCUGUCCCAGACCAGGCAAACGCUGCAGGUGUUCGGAAGUCGGGGAUGACGAUCUCCUGGCAGAGUGAUCCUUUGCCCUCCCAGCAGUGCUAUUACCACCCACACAGCAGCAUCCCCUCCCCCAGCAGCACAGAGUCCAACCCCUACGUCAGCCUAGACAGCAGCCCUGCCCCUUCUCCCAAGCACAUGGACUACGCGCUCAGCCCCCUGUCUCGACGGAAGAAGCUCUUCACCUUCUCCAGGCCUCCACGCAGCCGGGACACAGAUCGCUUCCUGGACGCCUUGAGUGAGCAGCUGGGACACAGGGUCACCAUCGUGGAUGACUUCCUCACACCCGAGAAUGACUACGAGGAGAUGAGUUUCCAUGACGACCAGGGCAGCUAUGUCACCAAUGACAUGAGCAGUGCCAGCGAGUACAUCAGCAGCAGCGAUGAAGGGAGCUCUCUGACCUACUCCACCCUAUCUGAUCAUCCCCCUCCCCCUCUCAGUCCACCCCCGCCCCCGCCGCAGUUCCAUGACUCCAGACCAGUCACUCUGAGCUCAGAGGCCACAAGAAAUAUCUCCUCCCCACUCUCCAAAACCCUAGGGAGUCACUUACACCCAGUUCCUCCCCCUCCCCCUCCCCCGCCUCCCCCACCAGUGCCAUGUGCACCCCCCCUGCUGCAGCGGGGCCUCGUACAUCGCAGGAGCGAGUCCAGCCACAUGAGUGUCAAACGGCUGCGCUGGGAGCAAGUGGAGAACUCGGAAGGCACCAUCUGGGGGCAGCUUGGAGAAGACUCAGAUUAUGACAAACUGAGUGAUAUGGUCAAAUACCUCGACCUGGAGCUUCAUUUUGGAACUCAUAAACCUGCAAAGCCAACUCUGUUGCCUGAAUCCUUUAAAAAGAAAGACGUGGUUGAAAUUUUGUCUCACAAAAAGGCCUACAACACAUCCAUCCUGAUAGCCCACCUCAAGCUCUCGCACAUCGAGCUGCGCCAAAUUCUCAUGACAAUGGAGAGCGACCGCCUGGAGUCCUCUCACAUCAAGCAGCUCCUGCUGUACGCGCCUGACGCAGAGGAGGUCCAGCAGUACCAGAACUACCAGGACAAUCCCAGCAAGCUGAGUGAGCCAGACCAGUUUGUCCUGCAGAUGUUAUCAGUACCAGAAUAUAAAACCCGGCUACGCAGCCUUUACUGCAAGACCACCCUGCAGGAGAAGGCAGAGGAGAUCAGAGCCAGCUAUGAGUGUAUCUGCAAGGCUUCCCUGGAGCUGAAAAGCAGCAAGAAACUGGCUAAGAUCUUAGAGUUUGUGCUGGCAAUGGGGAACUAUUUGAACAACGGGCAGCCCAAGACCAAUAAAACGACAGGCUUUAAAAUCAACUUCCUCACCGAGCUGAACACAACCAAGACCGUUGAUGGGAAAUCCACUUUCCUGCACAUUCUUGCCAAAUCGCUUAGCCAACAUUUCCCAGAACUUCUGGGUUUUGCCAAGGACCUUCCUACAGUGCCGCUCGCUGCCAAAGUGAAUCAGAGAACAUUAACAGCCGAUCUCAACGACCUUCACAUCACCAUCAGUGAAAUAGAGACUGCCUGCCACAGCAUGCCAGCUGCUGAGGAGGACAAAUUUGCUAUUGUGAUGAAUUCUUUCCUGGAGAGCGCCCAUCCCACUAUAAAAUCUCUGGAUGGCCUGCAGCAUAAGGCCAUGGAGGAAUUCAGCAAAGUCCUGUCCUUUUUUGGGGAAGACUCCAAAGUGACCACAUCUGAAUCUUUUUUUGGCAUUUUUGCUGAGUUCAUGAGCAAGUUUGAGCGGGCGCUCAGUGACGUGCAGGCCUGCGAAAGCCAGCGCAGUCCCAGGAUGACCUCGCCCCUCGCCUGGUGAUGGGCUUGUGAUGACAUUCGGUGCAACACUUUAUUGCCAACAAAGUGCAAUUGGUUCCUGUUGGUUGUAAAUAUGCUGCUGUCAUGUUAGCACCAAUCAGAACCAUGGACCAAGGCAAAAGGGCUUGUUUGGUGGUAAUAUGGACACUGUAGGAAUAACUUCUGUGACAAGGCACCAUGGAUGGGUCCUGGGAUGGAUGUGGGGGGCGGGGAGACAGGGUUACAGAGUUAAGACAAACACUGUGUUAGUCCUAACUACAGGAUCUUACGUUUAGUGCCCUAGAUUUCCAGUGUAUUGUUGAAUCAGGUUUGCAGACACACCGGGAUGUAGAAACCCCCUUACAUUUUUCAGAAUCUGUAUAUGUCGGCAGUAGUAAACCCUGGGAUCCCUGCCCAGGACUCUGUUGUGGGUGCACAAAGAGUUGGCUUCUCCCCACGUAACAAGGGCUCAGCACUCUCCCACCAUGGGACACAGGCACUGCUCCCAAGGAGUCCGAGGGAGAGCAGGGCCAGGGCCUGCCCCCUACCCAGUGAGCAAAAGCUGCUUGGGCACAGAAGGCAGCACAUGCCAAACCCCUUGAAUUGGUGAUGGAGCUGCCACUGGAGAGUGCUCUCCAGGGAACCUUGGGAGGAACCGCUGAUGAAUCAAGCUGAAUUCCUCCUCAGAGUCCCUGCAGCGCUUUCGAACCCACCAGCCCGCACUUAAUAUUUCCACAGCUCUUACCCGGUCAGAACUCCCACUGACCCCGCACUGGUUGAGUCAGGGCACUUCAGGGUUUGGGCUCUAGCAGGGAAAGGUCAGUGCCAAUGUCAGGAGAUUACCUCCCAGAAUUGUGCACGGUGUAUCCAUUUUGUCUCCAAACAUGGAUCCAAUAUGAUUUCAUCCAGUUGCAUUAUACAGUGGGACCAUCCUGAAAUUCCUUCCUGGCUGUGUCAUAUUUGCUUAGGUGUGUGGCAAUGACUGAUGGGUCUGGACAGUUUACUAGAAAAUUAACAUCUUCCUCACCAGAUCUACAUGGACUUGCCAGGAGACAUAGUUCACUGAGCAUCUUGAAGCCUCCGUAGAAAGUGUAAAACCCUUGGCAGUCUGAAAGUCUAGCAAUCAGUGGGAUUCCUUCAAGCAGCUAAAGCCCUGCAGUGUAGCUUCUGAGGCUAGCCAGAGAGCCCAGCAGAAAACCAAGUAUGUGCUCUACCUUUCAAUCAUUUACUGAGGGCCUGUAGUUCUGUGGUAACAUCUGACAUAAUGUAGGAUUCAAUCGAUCCUUCAUGCCAAGUGUAUUCUGUGAACUGCAGAACUGCACACACCAUGCUCCAUUGCUCUGGUAGCCUCUGAUUAUUCUGUAGGUAAACGUAAUUAUAUCUGAGAUAUCCUUCUGGGAUUAAUGCUCUACUAGACUUCUGUGGUCUGCAUGUGCCUCCAGGUGAUACAGCUUGCUAAGAUCCUUACAGCAAGAAGCAUCAGUGCGUUCACGUUGUUGGGCAUUAUUUUGUGCAAAAAGCAGUCAUUGCCUUUCAACUCUGAUGUGCUCUAACAUCCUGCUCCUUGAAACACUCCAGCAACACCUGGAGCUUAGGUAACAUUUCUCAUCCAAAUGCUUCUCCUCACGUGAUGCCAGAGCAAGAGGUCCUCUCACAGCCUGUGCGGAGAGUAGAGAAUCACCAACUGGUGCAUUAUUUACAGGAGACCUUAUGUGCAUCAAAUCCUUUGUGUUCAGUACUUUUUAAAACUCCCCGCUGUAGAAAGUGAUGUAUAUUUCCACAAGUGUUUUCAGUUUUUACAGCUUUAAGUGCCAGGUAGCUUCUAGCAUUGUAUUAUCAGCUGCCCAAGCAUUGCAUUAUCGGAGCUGUGUUUUUUCUUCUUGAUUUAUGAUAGGACAAUGCAUAUUUGUCUCCAUUCUGUGUUUCAGAUGCUGCAUACUGUGUAUAGUUGAUCUUUUUUUAAGCACAUAUUAUGUAUUUAAACCGUUCGAGGUUAUUUUGAAACUGUCAUUAAUGAAAAUGCUGUACAUAGACUUUGCUACCUGUUGUAACUUGACAAAAUAGCUAAAACUCCAAUCGCUUUGUUUCCAGAUGGUAUUUUUAUGUGAAAAUUUUCAGAGAACCAGAACUUCUGCGAUAUGGUUAUUUUAUUUGAUAACAGGACUAUGUGCAUAGUCACAGUUCAGUCUCUACCCAAAACCUAUGUGCUGUCCCCAAAAUAAAGCUACUGCCGUCUGCCUCC
Messenger RNA from Chrysemys picta bellii (western painted turtle), 6766 nucleotides. NCBI's taxonomy places the organism in Eukaryota, Metazoa, Chordata, Testudines, Emydidae. The record is from RefSeq and is a predicted model, not a curated record.